AGUCCGAAAGUUCGAACUCUGUGUUUCCGAUAAGAGAACGAGCAAGGGAGCAGGAAGGAGAGCUCUCUCUCUCUCUCUAAGAAAUGGCCUCGUCGACGAUGGCCUUCACUGCAAGCCCAACUUCUCUUUACAACAACACUCGCCGCGGUUCCUUUCCUACCUUCACGCGCCGGUCACCACCUUCCAAUGCCCGAACUCGAAGCCUCUUGAGGCAGCGCUCACGGAAGGCCGCCAUCGUCAGCGCCAAAUACGGCGACAAAAACGCGUUGCAGUACCGGAAGCUCGGCGACUCCGACCUCGAAAUCAGCGAAAUCACUCUUGGAACCAUGACAUUUGGGGAACAGAAUACAGAGAAAGAAGCUCAUGAAAUCCUUAGCUAUUCAUUUGAAAAUGGCAUCAAUAUUCUAGACACUGCCGAAGCUUAUCCAGUUCCAAUGAAGAAGGAGACACAAGGAAAAACUGAUCUUUAUAUUGGUACUUGGCUUAAGUCUCAACCCCGAGAUAAAGUUAUUUUAGCAACAAAAGUAUGUGGUUAUGCGGAAGAGAGGAUAAGUUUUGUUCGUGACAACAAUCCAAAGGUUUUGCGGGUUGAUGCUGCAAAUAUUAGAGAAAGUGUGGAGAAAAGUCUUAAGCGUCUUAAUACAGAUUACAUUGAUUUAUUGCAAAUUCAUUGGCCAGACCGAUAUGUGGCUUUGUUUGGUGAGUUUUAUUAUGACUUUUCAAAAUGGAGGCCAAGUGUGCCAUUUGCGGAGCAACUGAAGGCUUUUCAAGAACUCAUUGAUGAAGGAAAGGUACGCCAUAUUGGUGUUUCUAAUGAGACUUCCUAUGGUGUGAUGGAGUUUGUACAUACAGCCAAAGUUGAAGGACUACCAAAGAUCAUCAGUAUCCAGAAUUGUUACAAUCUGCUAGCUAGAUGUCGUUUUGAAGUGGAUCUUGCUGAAGUUUGCCACCCAAAAAACUGCAACAUUGGCUUACUAGCUUAUUCUCCACUUGGCGGCGGAGUACUGACAGGAAAGUAUAUAGAUGCCAAUUCUGAAGCUGCAAGAAAAGGAAGGAUGAAUCUCUUUCCUGGCUACAUGGAUAGAUAUAACAAAUCUGUUGCAAGGGAAGCAACAAUAAAAUAUAUCGAAUUAGCCAAGAAGUAUGGCUUAACUCCAACUCAGCUUGCUCUUGGAUUUGCAAGGGACCAACCAUUCAAUACAAGUUCAAUCAUCGGUGCAACCUCUUUGGACCAACUAAAGGAAGACAUUGAUGCUUUCAUUACAACUGAACGACCUUUGCCUAAAGAAGUAAUGGCAGAUAUUGAUAGUAUCUUCAACAUAUACAAAGACCCAGCAGUCCUUUGAAAGCAAUAGCUUUUGAAGUGCAUCAUUCUGUGCUCUGUAUCAUUUUGUAUCCAUUGAAAGUUGUUCUCUCUGUAUUUACAUUUUACAACGAUUCUUUCUUUACUUCUUUUACAGAUCAUUUACCUGGGCAAGUUUUACCAACAAUUCCCUCUAUUUAUCCCUUUCAGCAAUAUUCUAUACCGCGUAUCUCUACUGGGUAAGAAAUGUACUAGGGAAUAAUAAGAUUUGACAUUGUAAUAGAGAAUUGUGUCGGUCACCGUGAUAAUA
Ziziphus jujuba (common jujube) is the source of this 1613-nucleotide messenger RNA. RefSeq lists its product as uncharacterized. The transcript has 8 exons. The coding region runs from base 84 to 1346 and encodes 420 amino acids. The record is from RefSeq and is a predicted model, not a curated record. Gene Ontology annotation, molecular function: oxidoreductase activity. NCBI's taxonomy places the organism in Eukaryota, Viridiplantae, Streptophyta, Magnoliopsida, Rosales, Rhamnaceae.